AUGGCACCUCAGACCGAACGCCCAGAUCGCGAUUUCUGGAAGACUGAAGUUGAGAGGAUCGGCAACAUCGCCACCAUAGACGGGAAGGAAGAUGCUGUGGCUCACAGUUCGAUUGAGGCACAAGAAGAAGGCAAUAUCAAGAUUGUUAACACGCCUUUCAAGGAGAAUACGGAAGCAGAGAAGAAGCUUGUGCGGAAGAUAGACUUAUAUCUGAUGCCGACGAUCUGGGUUUUGUACAGCUUCUCGUACAUGGACCGUACGGCCAUCGGCAACGCAAAGGUCGCGGGCAUGGAUGUCGAUCUCGGUCUUACGUCUGACGAGUACUUUCUCGCUAUCGUCAUUUUCCAAGUUGGUUACGUCUUUUUCGAGGUCCCAUCUAACAUGGUACUUUCUCGUGUUCGCCCAUCGAUCUGGAUCCCAACCCUGAUGAUCUUCUGGGGCAGUGUGUCUGCACUCAUGGCUCUGGUCAAAACUCCGGCUCAGCUCAUCGGUGUCCGAUUCCUUCUCGGUGUCACUGAGGCUGGUUUCAGUCCUGCUGUGCUCUUUAUCAUCUCGACUUGGUAUCGACGACAUGAACAAUCUAAGCGAUUCAUGUGUUUCUUGUCCGCGGGAAUCCUUUCAGGAGCUUUCGGUGGAAUCAUCGCCGGUGCCAUCGUUGAUAGUCUGGAAGGUGCUCAUGGGAUUGCUGGAUGGCAAUGGCUCUUCAUCGUCCAAGGUGUCGCAACAGUCACGUGCGCCGUCCCAGCUCCUUUCGUCCUUCUUGAUUACCCUUCAAAUGGUCGUCAGCUCACUGCACAAGAGCGUGAGAUUGCCAUGGCCCGUCUACAUGCCGACUUUGGAAGUCACGAUUCUGAAAAACACAUCUCGCAUGCCAAAGCCUUCAUGAAUGCAGUUAAGAACUGGCGUCUCUGGCUUCUCUGUGCUGGCUACAUGACCAUCAUCGGCUGUUACAGCUUGAGCUACUUCAACCCUUCCCUUGUCCGUGGACUCGGGUACACUGGCUCGAUGGCGCAGUACAUGACUGUCCCCCUCUACGUAGCCGCCUUCGUCAUCGCCGUCCCCGUUGCCAUCCUCGCCGACAAAAUCAACGCCUUCCGCCCCGUCCUCUGCGCCUCCUCCCUUGUCCUCGGUGCUCUUUUCUGCGCUCUCUCAGCCGGUAUCUACGCCUACAUACCACGCUAUGUCUUCCUUGUCUUCAUCAACAGCAUGAUUUGGACCGCAAAUCCUCUCGCACUAUCGUACGCUUCAGUGUCCAUGGGCCCUCUCGAUCCCGAGACCAGGGCUAUCUCGCUCGCGUUUGUCAAUGCUCUGGGAAACUUGGCACAGGUAUAUGGCGCGUAUCUGUUCCCUGCGGAGGAUGCGCCGAAGUACAUCAAGGGUUUUGGAGCGUAUGCGGGGUUGUUGUCUUUGGGCGCGGGGAUCUAUAUCGCCGCACUCUUCCUAUUCAAGAAGAGUCCUUUUACAUCGAAGACCACUGUAUGA
This is a messenger RNA of Macroventuria anomochaeta, 1482 nucleotides long. Its product is annotated as MFS general substrate transporter. The coding region runs from base 1 to 1482 and encodes 493 amino acids. Lineage: Eukaryota; Fungi; Ascomycota; Dothideomycetes; Pleosporales; Didymellaceae. Gene Ontology annotation, molecular function: transmembrane transporter activity. The record is from RefSeq and is a predicted model, not a curated record. Gene Ontology annotation, biological process: transmembrane transport. The transcript has 5 exons. Gene Ontology annotation, cellular component: membrane.